AUGGAAUUCCAGUCUCAAUUGUUGUUGUUUUGGUGUUUCUCUACUUUGGUCACAGGCCUAAGUUGCAGUCGCUUAACAGCUAUAACAGAAUAUAGAACUAUGAGUCAGAUAUUACAAGUUCACGCCUUCCUCGGACAUUCUUUCUCAAAGAAUGAGAACUUAAUUCCGGACUCUCUAAAACAUGAUUUAAUUCACCAACGAAUCCAAAUCCCGUAUCAUUAUAUCCCAAUACAUAGAGAUGGUAUGACGGGGAAAGUAGUGGAUCCUGAUGUUAAUUUUAAACGGUCAUGUGCUACGGCUACAUCUUGUGGAAUAAAUACUGCCAACACUAGGGUUGAACCAACAAUUAUGAAAUCCAUCCAUGAAAUUAGUAAACAGGCUCUCCGUUCAACUAAGAUGGAGUUUAAUCUAUUGAGUUGUAUACGUAAAUCACCUGACUGUUCUGGUGAUUUACCAACUGUCCCUAGUAUAAUUGAUGAAUUAUUGAAAAUGGCUUCUGAGGAUGUGGUUCAGAAUUGGUGUUUUCCCAAGGGAUAUUUUCUUCGACUAACAGCUCAGAUAAGUGAAGCAGGAACUUUCUUACUACCCAAAAGAGAAACGAUCACGUUUCUUAAAAAACGAAUAAGGAGCUGCAAACCACGUGAAUCCUAUGCUACAAUAGAGGAUACUGUAACACCACUCCCGACCUUAACAAAAUUAAUUCAUAAUCCAGCAUUGCAUUGGGAUUUCGAGCUUGACACAUUUCAAAAACGUGCAAUUCUUUGUCUUGAAAACAACAAAACAGUAUUUGUUUCAGCACAUACAUCGUCUGGUAAAACGGUGAUUGCAGAAUACGCAUGCGCUAUUUGUUUACGUCGUGGUUCACGUGUCAUCUAUACAAGUCCAGUUAAAGCACUUUCCAAUCAGAAAUUUCAUGAUUUUAGGGAAAGAUUUGGUGAAAAUGUAGGACUAAUUACUGGGGAUAUCAAACUAGCUCAAGAAGCAUCACUACUUGUCAUGACCACUGAAAUAUUAUAUAAUAUGUUGUGCAAUGCAUCUGAGAUUAUCAAAAAUCUUGAAAUUGUAAUCUUGGACGAGGUACAUUAUAUUAAUAAUCCAGACAGAGGUUACGUAUGGGAACAGAUUAUGAUAAUGCUUCCUAAGCAUAUUCUACUAGUAAUGCUAAGCGCCACUGUACCAAAUAAUUAUCAAAUAGCUGAUUGGUUAGGACGUGUACGAGGUUGUGAGAUUCAUGUCAUCGCAACAGAUAAACGCCCUGUUCCACUGGAACAUUACCUAUAUACUGGCAUGACGGAACAAUAUACAUCCCACCUUCACCUUAUUGUAGACAAAGAUGGUCGCUUUAUAGAUUCAGAUAAUUACAUUGAUUCGGAACCUAGCUACGAAAGAUUAGCUCGUCAAGAUGUAGAAUGCACGUCUUAUGAAGCAAAACUUACUCGUGAAUGUAUUGGAGGUCAAUUAAAUCUCACAGAUUUGUUUUGCGAAAAUAUUUUUCCCACCGAGUGUGGUGUCACCAAGUUUGGAGAGAUGAAGACUGAGGCUGUUAUCGUGCGUGCGAUCGAAAAAGUUAGGGAUAGUGUUUUUAACAAACUUGGUUCUCGACUUUCUCAUAAUCGGUCUGUACUCAGACCAGGAGCUAUCAAAUAUGAGUCAGCAGCAAUUGAUGUUGUUUUGGAUGCCUCUCUCUCAAUUGUUCCUCGUGAGACUUUGGCCAAUUGGACUGGUUCAACUGAAAUUGGCAUUAGUUCUUCGUCAAGUACUGAAAGUUUGAAUCAUGAUAAUUACAUUGAUUCGGAACCUAGCUACGAAAGAUUAGCUCGUCAAGAUGUAGAAUGCACGUCUUAUGAAGCAAAACUUACUCGUGAAUGUAUUGGAGGUCAAUUAAAUCUCACAGAUUUGUUUUGCGAAAAUAUUUUUCCCACCGAGUGUGGUGUCACCAAGUUUGGAGAGAUGAAGACUGAGGCUGUUAUCGUGCGUGCGAUCGAAAAAGUUAGGGAUAGUGUUUUUAACAAACUUGGUUCUCGACUUUCUCAUAAUCGGUCUGUACUCAGACCAGGAGCUAUCAAAUAUGAGUCAGCAGCAAUUGAUGUUGUUUUGGAUGCCUCUCUCUCAAUUGUUCCUCGUGAGACUUUGGCCAAUUGGACUGGUUCAACUGAAAUUGGCAUUAGUUCUUCGUCAAGUACUGAAAGUUUGAAUCAUGAUAAUUACAUUGAUUCGGAACCUAGCUACGAAAGAUUAGCUCGUCAAGAUGUAGAAUGCACGUCUUAUGAAGCAAAACUUACUCGUGAAUGUAUUGGAGGUCAAUUAAAUCUCACAGAUUUGUUUUGCGAAAAUAUUUUUCCCACCGAGUGUGGUGUCACCAAGUUUGGAGAGAUGAAGACUGAGGCUGUUAUCGUGCGUGCGAUCGAAAAAGUUAGGGAUAGUGUUUUUAACAAACUUGGUUCUCGACUUUCUCAUAAUCGGUCUGUACUCAGACCAGGAGCUAUCAAAUAUGAGUCAGCAGCAAUUGAUGUUGUUUUGGAUGCCUCUCUCUCAAUUGUUCCUCGUGAGACUUUGGCCAAUUGGACUGGUUCAACUGAAAUUGGCAUUAGUUCUUCGUCAAGUACUGAAAGUUUGAAUCAUGGUAAGAGGGUAGAUAUAAAUAGGAAAACAAAAGAGCUGCUGGAAAAAAGAAUUCGAAAUUCCAAACCUCAACCGUCAUACAUCUUUCAGGUACGCUUUUGUGUAUUAAUGUCUUAA
Schistosoma guineensis is the source of this 2739-nucleotide messenger RNA. NCBI's taxonomy places the organism in Eukaryota, Metazoa, Platyhelminthes, Trematoda, Strigeidida, Schistosomatidae. The record is from the annotation of a GenBank genome assembly.